UGUACAUUUAGUUCAAUAAAACCAAACCCUCUUAUUUUCUCAAGGCUCUCAGCUUUCAUGGCUUCCUACAACUCGUUUGACGACCCAAAUGGAGACCUUAACCAGGUACUUUUUGAAGCAAACUCAUGUGUUUUGAAGGUUGCACUAAAUAGACCAGAGAAACUAAAUUGUCUCACCUAUGGAAUGAUCUCUCAGAUGGAAAAGACUCUGAAAGCGUAUGAGAGCGAUCCGAGUGUCAGAAUUGUAAUUUUAAAGGGAAAGGGAAAAGCAUUUUGUGCUGGUGGAGAUGUGGUCAGAGUAAUUCAAUUUGUAAAAGCAGGACACUGGAGCUUUGGCGCAAGUUAUUACAGGAAACAGCUCACAUUAGACUAUCUACUUGCUACAUACAAGAAACCUUUGGUGUCCCUCAUAAAUGGAAUUGUAAUGGGAGGUGGUGCUGGACUAACCAUGCAUGGAAGGAUUCGAAUUGUCACUGAGAAUGCUGUUUUUGCAAUGCCAGAAGCAUCAAUAGGCCUUUUCCCUGAUGUUGGAGCAUCACACUUCCUUUCUAGGCUGCCUGGCCAUUUUGGAGAAUAUUUAGGGCUAACUGGAGCAAGACUAGAUGGAGCUGAAAUGCUUGCAUGUGGCCUUGUAACUCAUUUUGUCCUUUCAAAGGAUCUUCAGGCAUUAGAAGAUGCGCUAUGUGAUGUAGUUUCUUCAGAUACAUCAACUAUAUCUGAGGUCAUCAACAAAUUCACUCACAAAGCACAUAUAAAGCCUGAUAGCUCUUAUAAAAGAUUGGAGAUCAUCAACAAAUGUUUUUCUAAUAAAACAGUUGAAGAAAUAUUGUUAGCUCUGGAAAUUGAAGCCUCUAUAGGAGCAGAAAAGUGGGUGGUUAAUGCCAUACGUUACAUGAAGUUGGCUUCACCAACUAGUCUUAAAGUUUGUCUACGAUCUAUUAGACAAGGACGGACGCUAAAACUUGAAUCUUGUCUGAUAAGUGACUAUAUUGUUGCUUCUCACAUGCUGGGAAGAACAGUGAACGCUGAUUUCUUUGAGGGUUCAAGAGCAAUGCUAUUUGAUAAAGACAGAAAUCCAAAGUGGCAGCCUCCACAACUUGAGCAGGUGAGUGAAGAAAUGGUGGAUCAGUUUUUUGCCAAAGUUGAUGAUGAUGAUUGGCAGACUUUGAAACUCCCUCAUGGACGCAGUCUGACUAACAUGGGGAAACCAAAACUCUAGGGUUUAUAUAUAUAAUGCAGCAUUCAGUCAGUACUGAAGGAAUAUAUAUUAGUACUAUAUAUAUAUAUAGAAGCACAUUUGUUCAACAUUAAUUUAGAUUCCUAUUCAUGGAGUACUAUUAACUAAAAAGACUCAAGUUUGCACCUAUCUAUACAA
This is a messenger RNA of Cornus florida, 1374 nucleotides long. RefSeq names its product probable 3-hydroxyisobutyryl-CoA hydrolase 3. Gene Ontology annotation, biological process: L-valine catabolic process. Lineage: Eukaryota; Viridiplantae; Streptophyta; Magnoliopsida; Cornales; Cornaceae. The record is from RefSeq and is a predicted model, not a curated record. Bases 58 to 1218 code for a protein of 386 amino acids. The transcript is spliced from 14 exons. Gene Ontology annotation, molecular function: 3-hydroxyisobutyryl-CoA hydrolase activity.